Molecule: messenger RNA, 2491 nt
Organism: Portunus trituberculatus (swimming crab)
Lineage: Eukaryota; Metazoa; Arthropoda; Malacostraca; Decapoda; Portunidae
Product: kinetochore protein NDC80 homolog
Exons: 13
Coding region: 164-2035 (623 amino acids)
Biological process (GO): attachment of mitotic spindle microtubules to kinetochore
Cellular component (GO): Ndc80 complex
Source: RefSeq, a predicted model, not a curated record
AACUUCCAGCCAAUCAACAGCAGCGGAUUUGUAAACAGAGGUGACGCGCCGGAUUUUGAGGUUUCCUACACGUAAAGAGAUUGAGAGGGGCUAACUACUUGUUAUAUUUACGUAGGUGAACAAGACAAACUUCAUAGAGUAUCCUGGAAGAACUAAAGCAGCAAUGAAGAGAUCUGCAUCAGGGAGAGUCAGCUAUCAGGGACCAGGGGUCCUGAAACCAAGAAAUGAACCUUUUACUCCUAAUACCAGGGAGAGUGUUGGUCAAGCAGUACGGAAGUCAUUCAUUCCAAAGGCAGGACUGGGUGGUAGUGCCAACAGACUUGCUGGUAGAAAGAGGCGAGGAAGCACAGAGAAUGUAUCACGGUUGUCCUUUGCCUCCUCACGGUUCACUCCUACACGCCUCAACACCCCAUCCUGUGCUCCCCAGAGUGGCAACAGAUUGUUCACAGACUCUGCCCGCAACUCUGGCAUAGGCACCUCCACUCGGAAGGACGUGCGAUGCUUUAAUGACCCUGGCCACAAGACAAUGUGCAUUAACAAGAUCAUGGAGUUCCUUAACAGCAGAGGGAGGUCAUACCAACGUCGUACACUCCUCACUCCCACCACUAAUGACUUUAAGGACAUCUUUAAUUUCAUCUAUCAACAUUUGGAUCCCAACUAUACACUGCCACCUAGAUUUGAAGAAGAAAUUCCCAAGAUACUGAAAAAUUUACACUGCCCAUUACAAAUCACCAAAUCUUCCUUUGUCACAGUUGGAUCUCCUCACACAUGGCCUGUUGUCCUGGCUGCAUUAGCAUUCUUGGUGGAUGUGGUCAAUAUUAACUUUAUCAUUGACUCCUCGUUGCCUGAAGAUGAUGAUGACGAUGAAAUCGGCAGACAGCUACAUACUUUCAUAGAAGCCUUCAACUGCAGUGAUGAAGCUGAAGAGAAUGCUUGCCUUGAGGCAUAUGUAGAAACUUUAAAGGCCAAUGAGAAUGUAAGUGAAGAGGAUAUGGUGGAUCUCGGUGAAGCUUUGGAAGCGGCAGAUCAUGAACUGAAAUCUAUGCCCAAGGUUAAUGAUGAACUGAAGGACCUCAAGCAAUAUAAUGUAAAGGUUUCUGAUGACCUGGCCAAACUGAAUAAUUACUUGAAAGAUCUUAAAGUUGCUAUAGAAAACAAAAGUGCAAUGGAAAGGAGCAUAAAACAGUCAAUUAUGAAAUUGGAUAUUGAGGAGAGUAAGAUGAUGGAAGAGAUUGAACGUUUGAUGAACCUCAAAAACCAACAAGCGUACAGUGCCUCUGAGUUGAUGCAAUUGAAGAACCACGGUCAAGUAGCUAGCAAGGAAAUUGAAUACCAAGAACAAUUAUCAAAGGACUUGGGUAAUCAGGUGUGCAAUCUGGAAAUAGAGAUAUCAAAAUUUGAAACCAUCCUGAGAAACUCUGCUGACCAGCUUAAGGAAUUGGUGGAGAAACUAAGCUUGAAUGAAGAAUUCCCUGACAUUGAUGUGAAGAGUGAGGAUGUAAUCCACCACUUUGAUGACAUCAUGUGUAUCUUAACAACACUCAAAAAAGCAGCAAAGAAAGAUGCAUCUCGGACACAAGAAAAAAUGUUACAAUUAAGUCAUGAUGUUGAGAGGGCAAAAGGAACAUUACAAGAAAAAGUGGCCGAAGGUAAUAAGCUGAAAACAAAAACACGUCAUGUUAAAGAAGAAAACAAAGUCACACAAGAAGAAAUUAAAAGAGAGAUUCAGCUGAAAGAUGAAGAACUUGAGAAAUUGCACCAAAAGAUUAUGGAAGCCCGCAAGCCACAAAAUAAACCUGCAUAUCACCUUUACCAGGUGGAUGACAUGAUCAUUGUUAAAAAGCAAGAAUUAGAGAAGUGCAAGAAGAAAGAAGAGAAGUGUUUGCAUGAUGGACUUCAGUUCCAGAAGAAUUUCUUUGAAGGGGGGAUGUGUAAUGCUGAAGUUCAAAGGAAACUUAUUGUGGAACACACUACACGCAUUAAGGCUGAAUUCACAAAACUUUUGGAAUGGUGUGAUUCACUAGAUAGUGACUGAAUACAAAAAAAAAAAAAAAAAAAAAAACUUGCUAAACAUGUACAUACUGUGGGUCUUCAGUGUUCAAUUUUUAAGUCUUCCACACCUAUAUUUUCUUUUUUAGAUUGAUUUUACUUAAAAAUUUUCAUUAUUUUAAGUUUACUACUGUCUUUUCAGUGUUGGAUUUUUUAAGUCUUCCACAUCUAUAUUUUCUUUUUUAAACUUUUGUUUUUAUUAUUAUUAUUCCACUUCUGUAUUUUCCUUUGUUACAGAUUAUUAUUUCUUUAUUUUUUAUUUUCUUUUUUUUCCUCAUUCCUCUAUAGUCUAUAUAUUCAUCACUAAACCAUAUUUUAUAACUUUUAUAUGUAUUUACAUGUAUAGAAUAUACUAUAUAACUAAUAAAUAGAAUAUAUACUAUAUAAAUAAUAAGAGAUUUUGCUUGUACAGUUAAGAUUGGAAAUAAACUUAUGAAAAUAA